Molecule: messenger RNA, 1548 nt
Organism: Hyaloscypha bicolor E
Lineage: Eukaryota; Fungi; Ascomycota; Leotiomycetes; Helotiales; Hyaloscyphaceae
Product: carbohydrate-binding module family 50 protein
Exons: 3
Coding region: 1-1548 (515 amino acids)
Molecular function (GO): 6-phosphogluconolactonase activity; protein binding
Source: RefSeq, a predicted model, not a curated record
AUGAGAUUCCAAACUAGACUCUUGAGUGCACUUGCGCUCUCAACUCUUUCCCAAGCAACUAAAAUCUAUGUCUCGUCAUACUCAGGAAACAUCACCAUCGUGACCGUGGCCCCCAAGGAAGGAGAAAAGGGUAAUCUGACCUUGACAGCCAUCUCUUCUACAGAUGGCUGCGCAUCGAACCCCUCCUGGCUCGAACUCGACCAAAAGACCUCCACUCUCUACUGCGCCGAUGAGGGUUUCCCAAAUCCGACCAACGCGACAUUCAGUUCGUUCGGGACUGGAGGCGCAGCAGGAAAUGGGUCCCUCGUCAGAUUCAAUAAAAUUACUACCUUGAACGGCGGCGUCUACUCAAAGAUCUACGGCAAUGGAUCUGUCCUUGCACUGGCGAAUUACGGCGGCUCAGGAAUCACCAUCAUCGACAUAUCUAAGCAGCAGGGUUCCCUCGACAUAGUCCAAGAAAUUACCUUCACGUUUCAAACCCCUAUUUACAAACCAGGCACAAACGAUACAAUAAAUCCCCACAUCCACCAAACCAUCAUCGACCUAACAAAAACCUUCCUGCUCGCUCCAGACCUGAGCGCCGACCUUAUCCAUGUCUUCAGCAUCUCUCCUUCGUACACCCUCCAGCGCCUUUCCACGCAAGUGGACCUCUCUGUCAAAAGGGGUCAUGGUCCACGACAUGGUGUAUCCUACCAGCUCGGACAUGGAAGCAAUAAGACGUACCUGUAUGUCGUGAUGGAGACGGCAAACAUGGUACACGGAUAUGAGGUUUUCUAUAAUGCGAAUAAGACUUUGACCUUCAAUGAACUUCAGGAUCUGCAACUUCCCGUGCCCUCGACUGCUGCGGCGGCGGAGAUAAGGCUCACUCCAGACAACAAAUACCUAAUCAUAUCCUCGCGGAACGACACCUCCUUCACCAUCCCACACCCCGACCCCCAAAACACCACCCACAUCCCCUCAGACAGCAUGUUCACCUUCCUCAUCUCGCCCUCCUCCGGCCAGCUCUGUCAAGUCCAACGAUUCCCAGCUGGCGGUCUCCUGCCACGGCAAUUCGAAAUCAACAAAGCUGGUACAAUGCUGGCUGUGGCGUUGAAUGGGGAUAAUCGCCUCGUGGUUAUUGGCAGGGAUGUGGCGAGUGGGGAUCUAACGGGCAUACUGGGGAGUCUGGAGAUCGAUGUUGAAGGGAAGGGACCGGGCAUGGUUACGUGUGCUGUUUGGGAUGAGGAUCAUGAUCACCAAGGUGGAUGGGCCGGUGGGAACUUAUCGGCGGCGAACCCUUCGAAGACUAGUUGGCCCUCACGCACUGCCCUCUCCUCAGCUACGGGAGCACCGGUAUCGACGCCGACACCAUUUCAACCGGGAAUGAUAGGCAAUUGCUCAAAGUUCCACUUGGUGGUCGAGUCGGAUACAUGUAGUAGCAUCGCAACAGCUGCCGGGAUCGCUCUCUCCGAUUUCUACGCCUGGAACCCUGCCGUGGGCAGUUCUUGUGCGACAAUGCUUGCGAAGAACAAUGUGUGCGUUGGGGUUGGGGCUGGGGCUCGUGGCUAG